AUGCCAAGCGAAAAAUCAUCUGCUGGAAGUAAUACAGAGAUUCAAAACGCUUCUAUUCAAGUUGAACCUCCUGCGAAGAAAGAGUCGUCGGAUGGUUUUUAUGACAAUGAGGUCCUGAACGGGGACACGAUAGAGGCACCCAAGAGGGGCCUUUUGGGAUACCUUACCAUUUACUUACUUUGUUAUCCUGUAUCCUUUGGAGGCUUUUUGCCUGGCUGGGAUAGUGGUAUUACCGCAGGCUUCAUCAACAUGGACAAUUUCAAAAUGAAUUUCGGAUCCUACAAGCACAGCACUGGAGAGUAUUAUUUGAGCAACGUGCGUAUGGGUCUUCUUGUAGCAAUGUUCAGUAUAGGGUGUUCUUUAGGGGGUGUUGCUUUUGCCCGACUCGCAGAUACUUUGGGCAGAAGGUUAGCCAUUGUUAUCGUGGUGUUGGUGUAUAUGGUCGGCGCUAUUAUUCAGAUUAGUUCAAACCACAAAUGGUAUCAAUACUUUGUUGGUAAAAUUAUUUACGGUCUCGGCGCUGGUGGUUGUUCAGUGUUGUGUCCAAUGCUUUUGUCUGAAAUAGCUCCAAAGGACCUAAGAGGCGGGCUUGUUUCAUUGUUUCAGUUGAAUGUGACUUUUGGUAUUUUUCUAGGCUACUGUUCUGUCUAUGGAACGAGGAAAUAUGAUAACACCGCCCAAUGGAGAAUACCCGUGGGGCUAUGCUUCUUGUGGGCACUGAUUAUCAUCAUUGGUAUGUUACUAGUUCCAGAAUCACCAAGGUAUUUGAUUGAACGCGGAAAAAAUGAGGAAGCACGUAUUUCCAUCGCCAAGAUCAAUAUGGUUUCGCCUGAGGAUCCAUGGGUACAUAGACAGGCGGAAGAAAUUAUUGCUGGUGUGGUUGCCCAAAGGGAACAGGGUGAGGCCUCAUGGAAGGAUCUUUUCUCAGUGAAAACCAAAGUGCUUCAGCGUUUGAUUACCGGAAUACUUAUACAGACCUUCUUGCAACUUACCGGUGAGAACUACUUUUUCUUCUACGGAACUACUAUUUUCAAAUCAGUCGGGCUUACUGAUGGUUUCGAGACCUCAAUUAUCUUGGGUACAGUGAAUUUCUUCUCCACUAUUAUUGCCGUUAUGGUCGUGGACAAAAUUGGUCGUCGUAAAUGUCUGCUAUUCGGGGCGGCUGCGAUGAUGGCUUGUAUGGUUAUUUUCGCAAGCAUCGGGGUAAAAUGUCUAUAUCCACACGGUCAGAAUGCUCCUUCGUCGAAGGGUGCAGGUAAUGCUAUGAUUGUGUUUACGUGUUUCUAUAUAUUCUGCUUUGCAAGUACAUGGGCUCCUGUUGCUUAUAUUGUGGUUGCCGAGUCGUUCCCUUCAAAGGUUAAGUCUAAAGGAAUGUCGAUUUCCACCGCAUUCAACUGGUUAUGGCAAUUUUUGAUUGGUUUCUUCACACCAUUUAUCACCGGAUCUAUCCAUUUCUACUAUGGUUAUGUGUUUGUGGGCUGUUUGGUUGCUAUGUUUUUGUAUGUUUUCUUUUUCUUACCAGAAACGAUUGGGUUAUCUCUAGAGGAGAUUCAACUAUUGUAUGAGGAAGGUGUGAAGCCAUGGAAAUCGGCAUCUUGGGUUCCACCUUCGAGGAGAGGAGGUUCCUCCGAAAAGAUUGAGACCCAGAAAAAGGGUUGGAAAAAGCUUUUGAAGUUCCCGAAGAGUCCUGAUCAAGCUCUGAGCGUGCAUAACUUAACUUAA
Molecule: messenger RNA, 1722 nt
Organism: Saccharomyces kudriavzevii IFO 1802
Lineage: Eukaryota; Fungi; Ascomycota; Saccharomycetes; Saccharomycetales; Saccharomycetaceae
Gene: HXT15
Product: hexose transporter HXT15
Exons: 1
Coding region: 1-1722 (573 amino acids)
Biological process (GO): transmembrane transport; carbohydrate transport
Cellular component (GO): plasma membrane
Molecular function (GO): carbohydrate:proton symporter activity
Source: RefSeq, a predicted model, not a curated record